This is a messenger RNA of Closterium sp. Naga37s-1, 2385 nucleotides long. NCBI's taxonomy places the organism in Eukaryota, Viridiplantae, Streptophyta, Zygnematophyceae, Desmidiales, Closteriaceae. The record is from the annotation of a GenBank genome assembly.
AUGGACGAAGAUUCCGCGAAGCUCGAGGAGGAGGCAAAUAGGCGGAAGUGCGCAGAGCAGCAGCCGCGGGAGCCUGAUGUCAGGCUGACGUGGCUCAAGGAGGAGCGGAGAUGCGGAGAGGACGGCGGAAGCGAGGAGGCGGAAGGGGAAGGGCACGAGUAUGGGGAUGAAGAGGAAGGGGAGAAAGAAGGGGACGGGGAGGAUGAAAAGGAGGAAGGGGAAAGGGGGGAGAUAACGGACGGGAAAACAGAGAAUGGGGAGAAAAGGGAGGACGGGGGGAAGGGGGAGGAGUGUGGGAGGGGGUAUGGCGGAGUGCUGAAGGAAAGGGAGGAGGGAGAGGAGGGAGAGGAGAUGGAGGAGGGGGAGGAGGGGGAGGAGCGGGAGGAGGGGGAGGAUGGGGAAAGGGGCGAGCCGAGUGUGGUGGAAGCGCUGCGGGAGGAGGUGGAGAUGGAGCGGAUCCUGCGCGCAUUGGCGGAGGAUGGCAUGAAGGUGCGGCGGAUAAUGGAACGGGGGUAUGGCGGAGUGCGGGACGGGGUAAAUGUCAAGAUCGAUUUACCCUUUUUUUCGUCUGAUCGCCUCUCCCCCGCUCUCCCUCGUCGUCUCUCCCUUUCCUCGUUUCUCCAUGCACAGGCAGUAGAGCAGCAGAUGGAGAGGCUAAGGGACGAGGUCAGCAGGUACAAGGGGCAGCACCAGCGAGACACAGAGACGGUGUUUCAGCUGCAGUCUUCGGAGUGGCAAGCGUUGCAGGAGGUACAGGAGGAGCGGGAGCAGCGGAGGGAGUUAGAGACGUCCCUAAUCUACCUCCACCACACUCUCCUGGAAUUGCUACCGCCAGACCUCCUCACCGACCCGCCUGUCUUUCACACCUAUUCCCACCCUCCUAUUAUCCCACCGGACCUCCUCUCGAACUUCUCAGAAACUCCGUCGCACCUUCUCACAUCGGACGACCAUGAAGACCCUUGUAACCCCCCUAUGAUUCCACCCGGCCUGCUCUCGAACCUUUCUGAAACCCCGUCGCACCUUCUCACAACGGACGGCCACGCACACCCCUGUGACCCUUCUGAGACGUCUCACAAGCUGCCAGACCUUUCGAAAACGCCGUCACAGGUGGUGCUUCCAUCCGACGGCCACGCGUACCCGUCCGUUCCUUUUGAGACGACUCAGGAGCCGUUGGAUCUCCCUGAAACGCCUUCAUCUCAAGCCUUCGCAGAGGACACGGGAGCAGGGCAGAGGAGCCCGGGGGGUCGGGUAGGGCUGAGAGGAGAGGGGGACGGGGAGGAGGUGCAUUGGGUGAGAGAGAGUUGGUUGAAGGUUGGUGGGGGGGAGAGGGCAGGGGACGGGAUCGAAAGGAUGGGACGGGGGGUUGGGAGGAGGAUGGGGGAGAGGAUGGUAGGAGAACUGCGGCAAGGGGGGAGAGAUGGGAAAGAGGUGGCAAGUGGGACUGGAGCGAUAACGGGAGGGGUUGAUAGGAGGAGAGAGCAGCAGAGAAUGCGAUGUGGUCAAUGUGAGGCACUGGAGGGGGCUGGGGUAGGAGCGGGGAGAGGAGGAGGGGCACGGAGGCGGGGAGGAGUGGAUGACGGGGAGAAAACUGCAGUGCAGAGUGAUGCUUCUAGAUGCGUGCUGGGAAACGUUGCCACCCCGCAACCUGCCGUUCCCAGGUCUACCAUCCCGAAAUCUCCCCUCCCUGAGUCUCCCCUCCCUGAGUCUGCCAUCUCCGAAUCUGCCCUCCCCAAAUCUGCUGUCCCCCCGUCGCUGGUGCCGGUGCUGCUGCUGGCUCGCGUAGCGUGCCCGUGCUGCCAGGUUGAAGGGCUGCAGUGGCUGUGCGAGGGGUGCGGGGCCAAGGGGCGGUGGGAUGGCGCGAGGGACGGGGGAGCAGGGUAUCAGGUGAAAGGGAGAGAGGAAGAGAGGGAGGAAGAGAGGGAGGCAGAGAGGGAGGCAGAGAGAGAGAAAAAGAGAGAGGAGAGAGGAAGGGACGGGCAGAGGGAGAGAGUGGAGGCGAAAAUGGGGCAGGUGGAGGAGGUGAGAGGGGAGGAGUCAGGGGACGAGAGCAACAAGGAGAUAGACCGGAAAGCGGAGAGGGUAGGCGUGAAAUCCAAGAAACUCCAGUGCGAAGGAGUGAAGGGGCAUAUGGGAGCGAAGGGAGGGAAAGGAGGGAAGGGAGGAGAGGGAGAGGAGGGAGAGGAGGCAGUGGAGGGAGUGAAGGGAGGCAAGAGAGGGAAGGGAGGGGAGGGAGUGAAGGGAAGGAUGGGAGGUGGUUCUCGCUGCCGCUGUGAUGACUGUGCUGGAUCGUACCAGGCAUGCAGCAGCAGUGAGUUUCAUUCUGGUGCUGCAGGUGCUGCUGAUGAUGCAUCUCCUGGGGGUGCCAGAACCACUGACCGAAUGUGA